Gordionus sp. m RMFG-2023 is the source of this 5647-nucleotide messenger RNA. RefSeq lists its product as uncharacterized. The transcript has 16 exons. Gene Ontology annotation, molecular function: pyrophosphatase activity. The record is from RefSeq and is a predicted model, not a curated record. NCBI's taxonomy places the organism in Eukaryota, Metazoa, Nematomorpha, Gordioida, Chordodea, Parachordodidae. Gene Ontology annotation, cellular component: cytoplasm. Bases 1436 to 5635 code for a protein of 1399 amino acids.
UUUUCGAAAAAGUGAUUUGGAUUUUUCGGCUUAAAAAAAGAUUAUUUAAAUUAAUACGAUUAUAGGCCUUGAUUCGUUGUAAAUCGCAUUUUAAAAUUAAUUUUAAAUGAUAUUUAUAUUUAUGCCUUUUGCUUUUAUCAAAUAAUAUUUUGACUUCUUUGAAUAACUCUGUAGCUUAUAAGUCCUGCGUGCAUUGCGAGAGAGUUUUCUCCUAUGGUUAUGUGUUAUUUCACCUGUAUUCUUAGAAGUCGUUUUACCAAUUGUGUCUUAUUCAUUUAGGUUUCUCUAUCGGGUGUGUUGAGAUUGUUGAUUAUAAAGGUUUUUACAAAAUACGGUUCGAUGUGCACCGGUCUCCCUGCUUUGUAUAUUGUUCUUUUAAAAUAUCGAAAAGAAGGACCAAUAAAAUCAAUUUAAAUCCCAAAUCUUUAAUGUUAUGUCCAGCCAAACUUUUUAUAAAUGUUUAUAUUGAUUAUAUAAUAUAAUAUGUUAUUUUAUUUAAAUACGUUUCGCUAGGCAUAUUCGAAAAUGUGCUCAUCGCGAUUAUGUUAUAUUUGAGCAUUCGGAUAUGAAUAUACUUACUUUUUACAGGAUGUCGCAUAUUACUUUUUUCCUCCCAAUUUUAUUUUAAUAUUUGAUUGAUUUAUAAUAAUAUUUUAUUAAAUUGUUUAUUGUUAUCAGGUUUGCUUAUUUAUCGUAGACAUAGCUUAUUCAAUUUAUACUUCUAAUUUAUUUAUUGGGCAAUAAGAUUAGCCAAGGUUUUAAAUAAAUAUUAAAGCACUUCUUACCCCUUAAAAUUAAAAACAUCAAAUUACGCCGUAUGAAAUAUAUUAUAUAGAUAUAACCGUUUAUCUGUAUUAUUAUUAAUAAUAUAAUCAGGCAUAAUAUUUAAAAAAGCAUGUGUAAUUAUGUUAUUUCUUGUUUCCACGUGUUUUAGAUUCGGACGCACUAAACCGACCGACCAUUAUUUGUACCAAUUAAUUAUAAUUUAUAUUUUUUAGGAAGCGGUCGAUUGAUAAAGGGUUUUAUAUCAUCAGUCUUGCCAUUUGCUUUUUAAAUUAUUUAAAGCUUUGUUUUCCCUUUUGUUAGGUUCGGCCAGCUGAUCUUUGAACCGGGCCAUGUCUGAAAGUAAGGGUAAUGAUAUAUAAUAUCUGACGUUAUUCGUUUUUGGGUGUUUUUUGUAAAUUAUUGAUAACGCCAUAAAUUCUUAUAUAUUUAUUUUUUAUAUUUGGAGUGACAGGAGCUCAGAGGUUAGGAACUUUUACUAAAACACGGCACCAUACUAGUCUAUACCAACUCGGGACUGUUUUUUUUUGAAAUCAACCUCAUCAUAUAGAUUAAAGAUGCUUCCAUCUCGAACCAUGUUGUGGUACCUUUGUUAAAUAUUAAAUCCAGCGAUUACAAGCUUAAAACUGAAGUUAAAUAUCUUUUGGAUAGAAUGGGCAUUCCAGCGAAUCUUUUGAUAUUUCGUGAUAAUCCAUUUCUCAAUCUCAAGGACUUAUGUUUAAAGCAAAAACUUUUACUAACACUGGUUGACCACAACACCUUACCCGAACAGGAUAAUUGUUUAAUUCCUUGCGUCGUUGAGAUUCUUGAUCAUCACCAUAAAGAGCUUUCGGAAAAUGAUAAAGAGUAUAAUUGCGAUAUAUGUAUAGAAUACGUUGGAUCCUGUUGCACUCUGAUAGCCGAAAAAAUUUUCAACAAACAACACGCUUGCCUUAUGGAUCCAAUGAUUAUAGAAAUGAUUUAUGCCACAAUAAUACUUGACACCAUAUGUUUGAGCUCGGAUGCCGGGAGGACUACUAUGAAAGAUAUGGAGGUGAUUGAAAGGUUGCAAAGCCAUUUGCCAGGCCUCGCUGGAGACCGAGACAAAUUGUACGAAAAUUUAACCAAAGCCAAAUGCGAUAUAUCUUGUUUUAGUGACAUCGAACUAUUGUUAAAAGAUGUAAAAAUUGUCGCCAACUCUAACGGUGCUGUUAAGAUAGCUGUUUCUUCCUUUCCAGUUUUAGCUCAAGUUGUUCUAACAACUAGGGGGUCUUCAAUGUUAAAUAGCUUGAAUUCGUUUUGUAAAGCAAAUUGUUACAACGCAAGCCUUAUAUUGGGUAUAAAUCUCGAAAAAGUGAAUGGUGAAAAUACGAAUGGUGACCUAGGAAAAAUAGCCAGGGACAUGGCUAUAUAUUGUGCCGCACAAGAUAUUCAUCUAGAUCUUCUAUCCACGUUGCCUUAUUAUCUUACUGAAUUUAAUAAUAACGAAUUAGGUUUAGUCCCCAUAUCUACUGCCUUUACCAAGUUUGACGAUGGCAAUAUAGGUAGUUCAUUAUUUCUCUUCAAUCAACUCAACGUAAAAGCUACUAGGAAACAUAUCAUUCCUAUGUUACAAAAAUAUUUGAUUGAUGAAGAUGAAUCUUCUUUCGAGAAAAAUAUGAUUCCCAUUCCCACAUUUGAUGGUAAUUCAAUUGAGGAGGAUAAUGAAGAACUUGAACAAAAUAAAAAUGGAGUAUAUGAUGCAGAUACAGUAUUUAAAAUUGGAGAUUAUUUUAAUUUGGAUGAUUCUAGACCUUUUGAUAGUACACAACUAAACGCUAAAUAUACUGGAGUACCACGUAAUGACGAAUCGAAAUACUCAUUAAGAGUGCUUCCCGAAAAUUUUGAUAAUUUGGAAAAUGUAGGGGUACCACUAAUGAAAAGAAGCCCUGAUGUAACGAAUUUUCAAAAUGAUAACCUAAUAAAUUCAUACGAAGAAGAUUUUGGUAAUAAUAAUCCAAAAACUUUUAACUAUAAUAUAUCGAAAUGUGAUAAUGAUAAGAAUCAUUUUGAUUAUGUAACUAACUAUAAUAAACCAAUAAAACUCGACGAUGAAAUUGAAAAUCUCAUCGAUCAAAUUCAAUUGUUAAAUGAAGACUUAAAUUCGCGCGAAGAUGCUUUUCAAAAUUUUGCGAAUUAUUCUUUGCCACAGAUAUCAGUAUCGGAUGAAAAAUUAAGUCAAAAUAUAAAAUUAAUAUCGGAGAGUAAAAACGACUAUAUUUAUACCGAUACUAAUGAUAAAUGUCUCAAAACAUAUAUAGCCAAUAUAUUGAUAAAAUCAAUAAAUGGAAAGAAUUCCCAUCAACUAAUAUUUGAAGACAAUUCCAAAUUGCCUGACGAAUAUAUAUCUUCUUUAGACGUUUUAGCAAAAAAACUAGGAAAUAACGCUCUAAAAAAUGCUAUAAACUUAAGUGAAGAAGAGGGAAAUUCCGAUUUAAUAAACCCAUACUUAGAUGUAAAUUUGUGUCCUAAAUCCCCUUCUGUUUUAAAAAGCUUAUCAAAAUUGAAUGGGAAUUAUCAAAAAAAUGAUUUAUUUAAGCCUAAAUCUAUACUCUGUAGUGAUCAUUUAAGUUUUUCUCGCUUAAUGGAUGAUAAAAUACCAGGUGAAGCAUAUGUAGUAAACAGCAUUGAUUCAAACAAUCCCUUUUUAAAUGAGAUCAAUAAUUACGAUUUUAAAAAUUUGUCAAAUGGUGUGAUUAAAUUUCCAAUGAAAAUAGGCCAUGUAUUUCAAAAUGACAUAGAUCGAUAUAUGUUUUCAGACACAAAUAAAGAAAAUUUGGAUAUUUUUUAUGAUAAUUUAGACAAUUUAAACGGGGAAGUAUAUAACGAAAUAGAGGAUGAGCAUAUUGGUACACCAAAAGCUCCUUCUAAAAAUGAACACUUGUUGAAAUUAAAGCUAUCUGACUCUAUAGAUAUAUUUUUUGAUAAUUCUAAAAAGGACUUAGCCAUAGCACCUGAAAUUAAUACCUUAUUAAAUCAAGAAAGAGUUAAUAAAUACAAUCCCUAUAAUGAUUCGCAAACUUAUCCGCCAUCUAUUAGUGAAAAGGAUAAUUUAAAAGAAACCAUAUUAAGAAACCAAAUGAGUUUCCUAAGCUCGUUAAAUAAAUUCAAUGAUAUUAAAGAUUCACUGCAGAAUGAUAUUGGCGAAAAAAGUUAUCCUUAUGAAACACCCACUCAAAAUCUGUUUUACGAUCAUUUCGAUGAAAUGAACGGAGAAGUUUACGCUGAAACAAUGGAUAAACAUUUGAACGGAGAUAAAAUAAAACCUUUCAAGGAUGAACUAUUGACUGAAAAGGUGAAAUUGAAAUCUUCUAUUUUGAUGAAUCCUAAAUUUUCAUCAUCAUUAGAUUAUUAUGCUAGUUUUCCUGCUUCAUCCUACGAUAAAAUUACUCACAUCAAUAAUGUAAGCAGUGAGAUUAAAAUUAAUUUCAACUGUUACAAUAAAUUGGCGGAAAAUACAGCUAAAUCGAUUAUAAAAAAUUUAAACCAAUUUUCUUCCGAAAAAUUUGAUGUAAGUAAAACGUCACCGCCAGCUAAAAAUUACAAAAAAGAUAAUACCAUAGCUAGUUACAAAUCUCUCGAUAAUUAUAGCAAUCCAAAAUAUCAGGUAAAUGAUUGGAUUAUUUAUAAUGAUAUCCCAAAACAAAUUCCAAAAAUUCCGAUUAAGAGAGCAUUUAGUGAAAGUUUAUCAUUCUUAGCCUGUCCUACCAUAACCAUAACUCCAAAUAGUCCAAUUAUAGAUAAAACUAGUGAAAUUAUUAUUGAACAUUUUAAAAAUGAUAAAGUUAUAUUUCAAAACGUUAUGUUACAGCAAAUAAAUUCGUUUAAUAAUAAUUUCUCCAAAUCAGAUAUUAAGAGUGAUGAUGAUAGUGAAUUAAACUCGUCGGAUAAUCAGGAUUACACUAAAACAGAUGAUUCCAAUUUUGAAACAAACUCAAGGCUUUUAGAUAAUAAACCUGACGAGUUAAAUUCUACCCAAUCGAAACCUUUAACCAACCUUAUUAAUGAAUCCUAUCAAGCCAAUUCAAUUGAAAUUCUCCGACAAGAUCCUUUAAUGAAGGAAUUAACACUGGAAGAAGAUUUAUAUGAUCAUAUAAAUUAUAGGCUGGAUUCCGAAAUAAUUGAGCCUUAUAAACGCAUAUUUUCACACGGAGGAUACUUUGAGGACAACAAAAGUACACCCAUUGUAUGUCUCUAUGCGUGUUAUUUGCCAUGCCGCUCUACCCCCAAUUACGAAUAUAUAAUGGAACAAUUAUUCUUUUACAUAGUAAAAACUCUGCAUAUACUAGUCGAGGAUGAUUAUAUAAUAAUAUUUUUUGAGGGAUCAGCGCCUAAAAACCUAUUACCUAAUUUCAGAUGGUUGUUGAAAUAUUAUCGACUAUUGGAACAAAAGCAAGGAUAUGAAGUUUUGCUUGAUCAAAAUGUUAAUUUUUGCAGAAACUACUUUAAAAAGAAUGGUAAGUUACCCUCAAGAUUAUUGAGCAGUAAUGACGAAGACGAAGUUACUUGCCUACAAAAAAAAUUGAGUUUGAGUACCUUGACACAUCUACGAAAAUUGAAAAAAAAUAUAAAAAGUAUUUAUGUGGUGCAUCCCAGUUUAUGGUUUCGUACGGUUUGUUAUAUGUGCAGACCCUUUAUGGUAUCCAAAUUUUGGCAAAAAUUAAAUUUUGUCAACUCUCUCAAAAUUUUAAAAGAAAAUAUUCCAACUUUGGACUUAAAUUUUUUGCCAGAUCAACUCUUAAGAUCUCACUUGAGGAAGAGGAUAUACUUCAAACGGAUAUCCUACUUUGGUGGAUACGGCAAGAAAGAGAUUUGCCAAAGCUAUCAAGAUUAGCAAGAAAAAUAU